AAGCGUCCUCACCUGGUGAGAAGGGGCGCUGGAGCCUACCGGCGGCGGCGCGGGGAGCCGGAACCGCGCUCUGGCCCGAGGCCGCCGCGCUCCCGAAGGAACGUUCGUUCAUUCCUUUGCUGCACGCAGGGCAUAACUGUUCGCCUGACAUCACAGCGCCUGUUUGCCUCGGGCCCGGGGAAGUUCAGCCCGUCUGGGUUCCAGCACGCUGCUGUGUGUCAGGUUAAACCACCAAACCGCUCGCUGACUUUCUCCAUCCGGUGGUGAGCUGAAAGACGCCUCUGAUUUCUUUCCAGGUGUUGACGUUGAGUAGGCCUCGUUAGCAUAUGAAGAUGACUGCAUCCAAAGAUGCCAUCCCUUCCUUAGCUGAAUGUCAAUGCGGAAUCUGUAUGGAAAUCCUACUGGAGCCGGUAACCCUUCCUUGCAACCACACGCUCUGUAACCCGUGCUUUCAAUUGACUGUUGAAAAGGCCAACCUGUGCUGUCCCUUCUGUCGCCGCCGAGUCUCUUCGUGGACUCGAUAUCAUACCCGAAGAAAUUCUCUUGUCAAUAAAGACCUGUGGGAGAUUAUCCAAAAACACUAUGCAAAGGAAUGCAAGCUUAGAGUCUCUGGGCAAGAAUCAAAGGAAAUCGUUGAUGACUACCAGCCAAUUCGUCUGUUAAGUAAACCUGGGGAGCUGAGACGAGAGUAUGAAGAGGAGAUAAGCAAGGUGGAGGCUGAACGACAAGCCAGCAAGGAAGAAGAAAACAAAGCCAGUGAGGAAUACAUACAGAAGUUGUUGGCGGAAGAAGAAGAGGAAGAAAAAAGACAGACGGAAAGAAGGAGAAGUGAGAUGGAAGAACAGCUGAAGGGGGAUGAAGAACUGGCAAGGAGGCUCAGCAUCAGUAUUAACAAUAACUACGAGAAAAAUGUCUUGACUUCUCCUUCGAGUUCCAGAAAAUCAGAUGCAGUCACAAACAAGUCACAAAAGAAAAAUACAAACAAACAAAAAAAUUUUGGAGAUAUUCAGAAAUAUUUGUCACCUAAAUUGAAGUCUGGGUCUGCAGCCGUACGUGAAGAAGACAGAAGCUGCAUAUCUAAGGUUUACCUAGAAACUCAAGAACAAGGUUCGGAGUCUUUAGUGGAGUCACCUGUGCCAUGGAUAUGUGCCAGGGGCGUCGAACAGUGCCUUGAAGGAGCAGCUGAAACACUGUCAACCAAUCCUGAUGAUGUAUGUCUUGUAAAUCAUGAGGACUCUAGAGCCAAAGUUUACUCCUCUAACGAAGCUACAGUUAAGCCUUCUGGUAAAGUAGAAAAUGAAGAGUGCUCUCUGUCCACUAUGACCCCGUUAGCUGAUGGUAACAGAGUUCCAGAAAGUAGAGGGUAUCAUCUAGUAGUUGGAAAAGAGAUUUCCGAAAGAGAAAACCAGGAAUCUGUGUUUGAAGCAGUCAUGGAUCCAUGCUUUUCUGCAAAAAGAAGGAAAAUAUUCCUCAAAUCCUCAGAUCAAGAAGAAACAGAAGUGAAUUUUACACAAAAACUGAUAGAUUUGGAGCGUAUGCUUUUUGAGAGACAUAAGCAAGAAGAACAGGACCGAUUGUUAGCAUUACAGCUUCAGAAGGAGGUGGAUAAAGAGCAAGUGAUGCUCAACCGGCAGAAAGGCUCCCCGAAUCAGUACCAGCUGCGCACAUCUUCACCCCCAGACAGGCUGCUGCACAGACAGAGGAAGAACUCCAAAGAUAGGAACUCCGUAAAGCAGACUGAUGCAGAGCAUUCCAAAUCUCAGAGGGGCACAGAAGAUGAGUAUAGGCAGCCCUUCAAAAGCACAUGGAAGGGGUCAGUCAAUGGAAGAAAGAUGCCACAUUCAGCUAAAGAUGAUUGUAGUAAUGUAUCUAAACGCACUUAUUCCCAACAGCCUAGUAAUUCACAGAAAAGUAUUCUUCAGAUGUUUCAGAGAUAAACCAAACAAAGCACGGGUAAAGAGUAUUCUGUAAUCUAGUAAAGCUGUAUUGUAAAACUCGCACUUUUCCAUCAUAAGAUCUUGAGAUGUGUCGUCAAUUUCUGCUCAGCAAGCACACUUACUCUUGUUUUAAGGGGUGGUUACAAGGAAGAAUUUACAAAUACAUUUCUGCAAAAAUCAGUGAUAAGGAAAGGUCCUUAAGAAUUGUUUCUGUUAUCAAUAACUGCUAUGCUCUAACUGCGACAGUCUUUACAGGUAUAAGAAUGCCUAGGCCAGGACAUCUUCAGGUGUCAUUCCCUUUCCAAAAGUCUUUCGGCCUGCCUUUUGUUAUGAAGGGGUGAGGAACCUAACCAUUCCCAUACCUGCUUUAAUCUGAGCGUUCUAGCGUUUCCUGUGAUUUAGGGUGGAUCAGGAUCUAUACUGACUAGUUGACAAAAAGGCUGCUCGGUUGCUAACACAAAAGGGUUGAAGAGUGGGAUGGGGCUGAGUGGUGGGUCAGCAGUUAGGGUCACCGGAACUAUAGCAGAACCUGGGUCCAGACAGGCAGCGGGUUCCCUGUGACAGAAAUGCUUGGGUCUACAGCUUUUCACACCAUGGUAUCUUGGCAAAUAUUGGGAUAUUUUUACUGAUCUAGAGAAAGGAAUUUACUGCAGGAAAAGUGUCCCAUAGGCUUCUGUUGGACAUCCUGCCCCUCAACGCUUACUGGCCCAGACUUUGUGUUUGUGUGCAGAGAUUGGAAAUGGUAUGUGGGGUUUGUCCAGGCUUGCCCUGAAAGGUAAAUCCAAAGGGACCUGACUUUAUCUUGUGAAAUUUGAACUUCUACUGUUACCUUUCCCUUUGUUAAGACAAAUAGCUUUCAGCAGACCAUAUCCGCUAGCAUUUCUUCUGGGUCCUGGCGUCCACUUGCUGUUAACACAGUGAACUCGCUGUCCUGCUGCAGUGUUUGACUUGAUCCACAUUUUUGUCAUUUGAGUUUUUCUUCCAAGUUUUAAGAUUGUUUUUAUGUUUAUCUUGGUAUAUUUUUUUAACUUUAAGUGUUGGAACUCCAAAUUUAAAGUUAUCACAUUGAAUCUUUGUGGAAUAGUUCAUGACCAAA
Messenger RNA from Myodes glareolus (Bank vole), 3033 nucleotides. It is a transcript of the gene Rnf168, whose product is annotated as ring finger protein 168. Gene Ontology annotation, molecular function: ubiquitin-protein transferase activity; metal ion binding; nucleosome binding. NCBI's taxonomy places the organism in Eukaryota, Metazoa, Chordata, Mammalia, Rodentia, Cricetidae. The record is from RefSeq and is a predicted model, not a curated record. Gene Ontology annotation, cellular component: site of double-strand break; nucleus. Gene Ontology annotation, biological process: protein ubiquitination; double-strand break repair.